AUGGAGAGCGAGGUGAAUCAACUCGUAGAAAUGGGGGCUACCGCUGCCCAAGCGCGAGCUGCCCUCAAACGAUACAAAGAUGUCAUGCAGGCCGCUGAACGUAUCUUUGAGGGCGCUUUCGAUGAUGUCGUAGACGAGGAUGGAGACGCGCAGAUGUCUGUUGUCGGUGCUUCGACCAGUGGGCGCGAUGUGAAGUUGUCCGGUCUGGCGACACCCGACGAAGACGAAGACGGUCCUGCUGACUCCGGCGACAUGGCGGAGGACGAUGAUGAAGACGACGACGACGGGGAUGAAGAUGACUAUGUGGACUACGACUCGGAUGAGGGUGUGAAAGUCACGAACGAGUCUUCUAGGGCGGUCAGCGAUCCCUAUGCAGGUAUAUUCUUUUCGAAGGACAGACGAGAAGAAGUCAUUGAAGUAGAAGAGCCACUCGAGAUUUAUCAUAUCCCCGGGACGAGCUCCAAUCUCAAGCUCAUGCCGCAAGGUCAAUGGAUGAAAGGUUGUCCUGAAGGUGGCGAGCAGAACUACUUGUUCGGUCUCUACAAUCAACUAUCCUACGAGCCUUGUCUUUGUCCCCACGGUUGUGGGACGAGUGUCGCACGCAAGAAGGCAGACUUUUUCGCACUUUAUCCUACCUUCGCAGAAUAUAUUGAACAUGUACGCGACGUCAUCCGAGCUAAAUGUCGAACCUGCUCGAAGGACUUCUGUCUAGCCUGUGGCGAGCCGUUCAAUCAUAAGAAAGUCCGACGAUCAGCGCCCUCGGAUGAGGAUAUCGACUUACUGCAUUGUUCGAAUAUCCAAGGAGUCACCCUCGGAAUCGGCCUUGCAAUGCUCGAACAGCUCUAUCAUGACCAACUUAACGAGGUGUCGACGUUGUCAGAUGAAGCCUCUCGAAAAAGCAAGAAACGAAAGGUUACGCCGACUGUCUCCCUGCCUCCGAAUUUGGAUUUUGAUGACGAGGACGAUGCGUACCCACUCCCCGUUGGCGUCGUGAAGAAAUCGAAGGGUGGCAUCGGUUAUGCUGGCGAUAUGAAAGAAGAUACAACUGGACAGGCGGAAGCUUUGGCUCAGCAGAAAGCCAAGGAUGAGAGUCUCGGAGCCCUCAUGUCCCGUAUUCGAGUCUAUCUGCCUAACCUCCACCGAGAUGGUGGCGGACAGGCCAGUGAUUAUCUCGUCCAUCCCACAGCACUAGCUCAUCUUCGUCGACGCUUCAACAAUAUCUGCAGCUCUCUCCUUCGAAACGACUCUCUCACUGAUAUGUCCGAGCGAUCUGCUGUGUAUUUCGAAUUGUUCGAGUGGCUAGAGACAAUUUCAAAUCACGAAGCUCUCGCGAGCAUGAUGGCCAUGCCCAUCAUGGUCGUCCAAUCUGUAAAGACCACUCCGAAGAAGGCUGCCAAUGGUACUCCACCUCCCCGCGAAAAGGCAGUUGUCUAUGAAGGCAGUGCCGGCCCUCGAGAACUCUUGGAAGCCAUCGUUAUUCAAGCGCAAGCAGCUAUCAAAGGUUUGGAGGGCGCGAAGCAGGCUGAGCUUGAGCCUGCGGAAAUGACGGAAGAGCAGAAGCGGGUGACCAACGACACGAAGGGCAAGACCAAGGAGAUCCCCGCCGUUGCCCUUUCAGAAGAGAAUGAGAAACUCUUCAGUUUCUGCAAUCGUAUUCUAGCCACUGCCAACGCCAUUGACCGUGCUCUGCGCGAAGUCAAGGGUGACAGCUUCGUGAAACGCCUACAUGACUCGUUACCAAGGAUCCACAGAGCCUCGGAGGACAAAAGCGAAGAAGUGUAUGUUGAGGCGGACGCAACCGAUGAGGCAACACAGAAGGCGUACGUCGAAUGGGCCAAUCGUGUGCGAUUCGAGUAUUGCGACCUCUCAAUACCUGCACCCGAAUCCGAUGUCCGACGCUCGUCGGAUGAGCCACCAAAUUACAAGUUUUAUUUCAACAACGAAGCCAGGAUGCUCGCGUCUGCAGAUAUCCCCAAACGUUCACUUGCGAUUGCAAAGGAGCUCGCUGUACUCACUACAAACUUGCCCGUUGCGUGGGACUCAUCGAUUUUCCUUCGAGUUGACGAAAGUCGGGUCGAUAUCAUCAAGGCAUUGAUCAUAGGCCCAGAGGGUACACCCUACCUUUUUGAUAUCUUCCUUGGUAACAGCUAUAACCAGUCACCGCCUUCUGUCAAAUAUAUGACCACGAACGGGGGAAAGUAUCGGUUCAAUCCUAAUCUUUACGCGGAUGGCAAAGUAUGCUUGUCACUGCUUGGUACCUGGCAAGGUCCUGGAUGGGUUGCAGGAAAAUCAACUUUGCUGCAGGUUCUCAUAUCCAUCCAAUCCAUGAUUUUGUGCGACGAACCAUAUCUUAACGAGCCGGGCUGGGCAAACGCUGCUGGGACACCUCCUUCCAUCGCUUAUUCCGCAAAUGUGCGAAGGAUGGUGGUCCGUACAGCGAUGUUGGGCAACAUCAGAAAUCCUCCAGAGCCUUUCGGGGACGUCAUCCGAACCCACUUCCGUCUUAAAGCCCGCUCAAUUACGGCACAGUUGGACAAGUGGUUGGCCCAGGACGACGGGAAGCUUACUCUAGCAGACGGCGCAGCCAGUGCUCGCGGACCGGCUGGUGCUAGUAGUGCUGCAUUCCAGGCGGAUAUAGAUGAGAUGAAGCGUGUGCUCCAAGGAUUACAGAAUGAGAAGAUUGGGGACACUUCUGCUUGA
This is a messenger RNA of Stereum hirsutum FP-91666 SS1, 2700 nucleotides long. RefSeq lists its product as uncharacterized. The coding region runs from base 1 to 2700 and encodes 899 amino acids. The record is from RefSeq and is a predicted model, not a curated record. Lineage: Eukaryota; Fungi; Basidiomycota; Agaricomycetes; Russulales; Stereaceae. The transcript is spliced from 15 exons. Gene Ontology annotation, molecular function: ubiquitin conjugating enzyme activity.